AUGGCCUUGCAUGACACACCUUCUCUCAAUAUAGCCCUAAUCGCCGAACAGCGGUCGACCUACCACGGUCAAGGUUAUUCGGAAGAGGAAUGCGCAGCUCUACCACACGAUGGUGAAGCCAAUAAGCUUUUGACUACCUUGCAAGAACUGGGACAUCAUGUCACGCUGGUGCCAGGAAUCCAAUCCCUUGUCAAACACCUAGCGGCUGGCACAAAUAAGGAUUGGGACCUAGCAUUUAACAUAGCGCAAGGAUUUCAUGGGUUAGCCAGAGAAGCCCAGAUCCCAGCGCUUUUAGACGCCUACCAGGUCCCGUACACGUUUUCCGACGCUGCAACGAUGGCGUUGUGUCAGAAUAAGGUCUAUACUAAGGUACCGGAUUGA
Aspergillus novofumigatus IBT 16806 is the source of this 381-nucleotide messenger RNA. RefSeq lists its product as uncharacterized. The record is from RefSeq and is a predicted model, not a curated record. The transcript has a single exon. The coding region runs from base 1 to 381 and encodes 126 amino acids. NCBI's taxonomy places the organism in Eukaryota, Fungi, Ascomycota, Eurotiomycetes, Eurotiales, Aspergillaceae.